CCCCUGAUCUCUUUGUGUCUAUGCAAAGGGUGUAAGUGGCAGAGGGAGAAACUGCGCCGCUGUGUGCAUCCUGCAGCUAAGAAAUAAAUAACCCAGAUAUACUUUUUGCUACCUUUUCAGUAGAAACUGGGAAAUUUACUAAUUGUAUUUAACUGAAAAGGAGCCAUUCCACGUGGAGACAUCUUGGAUUGCAUUAGCUGCACCUCUGUGUAAUUGAAAAGGAGAACAAGUUGUGAAGGCACCAGAGGAGGACAAAAUCGGCACACAAGCGUCCCCAAACCCCUCUAGCUUGUGGAAGUAUCAUCGAUAUGUCCGGCAGUGAGGACGAAAGAGAUGAUUUUGAACAUCGGCCAAUCAUGCAAGACGAGGACGAUCUGGAUGAGGAGUUGUCAGAGAAUGAAGCCCCAAAGGUGAAGAAGAAGAAGAAAGCCAAAAAAAGUAACCGUGAGAGCAAAGGCAGCAAGAAAAAUCGCUCCCGCAGAGAGGAUAUUGGCAUCAGUUCUCCAGAGCCAGGAGAUGGCCCUGAUCUGGAUGAUGGUGAAGAAGACCGCUCAGACAGUGAGGGGAGUGACUACACACCAGGCAAAAAAAAGAAGAAGAAAGGUAGCACUGCAAAGGACAAGAAAAGAAGCAGCUCUGGUGCCGACAGAAGCUUAGCUGCCUCAAAACGGAGGGAACCUGAAGAAGAGGACGACGACGACGAUGAUGAUUCGGAGCCAAAGUCCUCGUCUCAACUGCUGGAUACCUGGGGGAUGGAGGACAUUGAUCAUGUCUUCACGGAGGAGGACUAUAAAACUCUGACUAACUAUAAGGCCUUCAGCCAGUUUGUCAGGCCCCUGAUUGCUGCCAAAAAUCCCAAAAUUGCUGUUUCCAAAAUGAUGAUGGUUCUGGGAGCAAAGUGGCGGGAGUUCAGCACUAACAAUCCUCUGAAGGGCUCGGCCGCUGCCACCACGGCCCUGGUGGCUGCUUCUGCGGCUGCAAUGGUAGACGUCCCUGCAGCAGCCGAAUCUCCACCUGCGGCACCUGCAGCCCAACUCAGUGCUGAGUCUGCUCCAGCGGCUCCCAUACGCAAAGCCAAGACUAAAGAGGGCAAGGGUCCAAAUGCUCGCAGGAAGCCCAAGCCCGCCCCCAAACCUCAGGAGAAAAAGGUGAAGACCAAGAAGGUUGCUCCUCUGAAGAUCAAAUUAGGCGGCUUCAACAGCAAGAGGAAACGAUCAUCUAGUGAAGAGGAUGAUGUUGAUGUGGACAGUGAUUUUGAUGAUGGCAGUAUGAACAGUGUGUCCGUGUCAAAUGGAUCCAACAGCCGCAGUAGUCGCAGCAGCGCUAAAAAGAAGCCCAAAAAGAAGACGAAAAAGGGAGAUGAGGAUGGUGAUGGCUACGAGACGGAUCAUCAGGACUACUGCGAGGUCUGUCAGCAGGGAGGAGAGAUCAUUCUCUGUGACACCUGUCCACGAGCAUAUCACAUGGUCUGUUUGGACCCUGAUAUGGAAAAGGCACCAGAAGGCACCUGGAGCUGCCCACACUGUGAGAAGAUGGGGAUCCAAUGGGAGGCUCGUGAGGAUGCAUCAGACGGUGAGGAGGAUAACGAGGCAGAAGGUGGCGAGGCAGAAGAGGACGAUCAUCACAUGGAGUUCUGCAGAGUGUGUAAGGAUGGUGGAGAGCUUUUGUGCUGUGACUCCUGCCCCUCCUCGUACCACAUCCACUGUCUCAACCCACCCCUGCCUGAGAUACCCAACGGAGAAUGGAUCUGCCCACGCUGCACUUGUCCUGGUAUGAAAGGUAAAGUGCAGAAGAUUCUGACCUGGCGCUGGACUGAACCUCCUCCUCCAACUCCUGUUCCCCGCCCCACUGACCUCCCAGCUGAUGCGCCUGACCCCACACCAUUGGCCGGUCGCCCUGAGAGGGAGUUCUUCGUCAAAUGGCAGAAUUUGUCCUACUGGCACUGCUCCUGGGUCACUGAACUACAGCUGGAGAUGCACUGUCAGGUGAUGUUCAGAAACUACCAGCGCAAGAACGACAUGGAUGAGCCAACGCCCAUUGACUUUGGCACUGAGGGAGAUGAGGAUAAGAGUGAGAAGAGAAAGAGCAAAGACCCCACCUAUGCUCGGAUGGAAGAGAAAUACUACCGCUUCGGCAUCAAGAUGGAGUGGAUGAUGAUUUACAGAAUCCUGAACCACAGUGUGGAUAAGAAGAAUAACUGUCACUACCUCAUCAAGUGGAGAGAUACGGCAUAUGAUCAGUCCACCUGGGAGGCGGACGAUAUGGACAUUCCUGAGUUUGACACCUACAAACUGCAGUACUGGAACCACAGGGAGUUGAUGAUGGGAGAUGAAGGUAAACCAGGAAAGAAACUGAAGAUCAAAGGAAAGAUGCGAAAACUCGAUCGACCUCCAGAAAAUCCAGUCGUGGAUCCCACUAUCAAGUUUGAUCGUCAGCCAGAGUAUCUGGACACUACAGGCGGAACACUGCAUCCGUACCAGCUGGAGGGGUUGAACUGGCUUCGCUUCUCCUGGGCUCAGGGAACCGACACCAUCCUGGCAGACGAAAUGGGUCUUGGAAAGACUGUGCAGACUGCUGUUUUCCUCUAUUCACUGUAUAAAGAGGGCCACUCCAAGGGUCCGUUCCUGGUCAGUGCUCCUCUCUCCACCAUCAUUAACUGGGAGAGAGAGUUUGAGAUGUGGGCCCCCGACAUGUACGUCGUCACUUACGUAGGUGACAAGGACAGUAGGGCUAUUAUCAGAGAAAACGAGUUCUCCUUUGAAAAUAACGCCAUCCGAGGAGGCAAGAAACCCUCUAAGAUGAAGAAAGAAGCCUCUGUGAAGUUCCACGUGCUGCUGACCUCCUAUGAGCUGAUCACUAUUGAUACGGCUGUUCUUGGCUCCAUCGACUGGGCAUGUUUGGUAGUUGACGAGGCCCACAGACUGAAGAAUAACCAAUCAAAGUUUUUCAGGAUUCUCAACAACUACCCACUGCAGCACAAGCUGUUGUUGACUGGAACUCCUCUACAGAACAACUUGGAAGAGCUUUUCCAUCUGCUCAACUUCCUCACACCAGAGAGAUUCAGUAAUCUAGAAGGAUUCUUGGAAGAGUUUGCUGACAUCGCCAAGGAGGACCAGAUCAAAAAGCUUCAUGACAUGCUAGGACCCCAUAUGCUCAGGAGACUCAAAGCUGAUGUGUUCAAGCACAUGCCCUCUAAAACCGAGCUAAUCGUCAGAGUGGAGCUCAGCCCCAUGCAGAAGAAAUAUUACAAGUUUAUCUUGACACGUAACUUUGACGCUCUGAACACUCGCGGUGGAGGAAACCAAGUGUCUCUACUAAACGUCGUCAUGGACCUCAAGAAGUGCUGUAAUCACCCCUAUCUUUUCCCUGUUGCUGCUAUGGAAGCUCCCAAGAUGCCCAAUGGGAUGUAUGAGGGCAGUGGCCUGACUAAAGCUGCUGGCAAGCUAAUGCUACUUCAGAAGAUGAUGCGCAAACUCAAAGACGGCGGACACCGAGUGCUCGUAUUUUCUCAGAUGACCAAAAUGUUGGACCUGCUGGAAGACUUCCUGGAGAAUGAGGGCUACAAAUAUGAACGUAUCGAUGGCAGCAUCACUGGAAGCAUGAGACAGGAGGCUAUUGACCGCUUUAACGCCCCUGGUGCUCCGCAGUUUGCUUUCCUGCUGUCAACCAGAGCUGGAGGUUUGGGUAUCAACUUGGCAACCGCAGACACGGUCAUCAUCUACGAUUCUGAUUGGAACCCUCACAACGACAUUCAGGCUUUUAGCAGAGCUCACAGAAUCGGUCAAAACAAGAAGGUGAUGAUCUACCGCUUUGUGACCAAAGCCUCUGUAGAAGAAAGAAUCACUCAGGUGGCAAAGAAGAAGAUGAUGUUGACUCACUUGGUUGUGCGUCCUGGAUUGGGCUCAAAGACAGGUUCAAUGUCCAAACAGGAGCUUGACGACAUCCUUAAAUUUGGAACGGAGGAGCUCUUCAAGGAUGACGGAGAAGGAGAAAACAAAGAAGAUGACAGCAGCGUGAUUCACUAUGACGACAAAGCCAUAGAUCGCCUGCUGGAUCGUAACCAGGACGCCACAGAUGACACAGAGAUCCAGAGCAUGAACGAGUAUCUGAGCUCUUUCAAAGUGGCUCAGUAUGUGGUCAAGGACGAGGAGGUGGUGGAAGAGGAAGUUCAGAGGGAGAUCAUCAAGCAGGAGGAAAGUGUGGAUCCAGAUUACUGGGAGAAACUGCUCAGACACCAUUACGAGCAACAGCAGGAGGAUCUGGCUCGCAACCUGGGCAAAGGCAAACGAAUCCGCAAACAGGUCAACUACAACGAUGGAUCUCAGGAAGACCGCGGUGAGAGACGUGACUGGCAGGAUGAUCAAUCAGACGGUCAAUCAGAUUAUUCUGUUGCCUCAGAGGAAGGAGAUGAGGACUUUGAUGAGCGAACUGAAGCCAAUUCACGGCGACCCAACAGGAAAGGCCUCCGAAAUGACAAAGACAAACCCCUGCCACCCCUGCUGGCCAGAGUUAGUGGCAACAUUGAGGUGUUGGGUUUCAAUGCUCGCCAGAGGAAGGCCUUCCUGAAUGCAGUGAUGCGUUAUGGGAUGCCGCCUCAGGACGCCUUCACCACCCAGUGGCUGGUCAGAGACUUGCGUGGCAAAUCUGAAAAGGAGUUCAAGUCAUAUGUGUCACUGUUCAUGCGGCACUUGUGUGAGCCUGGUGCAGAUGGUUCUGAAAGCUUCGCUGAUGGCGUUCCUCGGGAGGGACUGUCACGGCAACACGUCCUUACCCGUAUUGGUGUGAUGUCGUUGAUCCGAAAGAAGGUGCAAGAGUUUGAGCAUGUGAACGGCCAGUGGUCCUUGCCCUGGAUGAUGGAGUUAAACGAAAAUAAAACCCCAUCUGCCACCGGUAGCCAGCCUGACUCUCCCAGCAAAACGCCCUCUACUGGUACUCCAGCAGACACUCAGCCAAACACACCCGCUUCAGAUGGUCUUUCCAAAGCAGAUGAUGGUGCAAAAGACACAGAUAAUGAAAAGGAGGUGAAAAAUGGAGAGAGUGAGAAGAAAGAGUCCAGUGAGAAGAAAGACAGUGACGUUAUUGCCAUUCCGGAUGAGGGCAGUUCUUCUACUUCUGUUGAGAAAGGCAAAGAGAAGGAAGAGAAGGACAAGAGCGAAUCAUCCGAGUCAGAGAAGGUGGAUGGUAAGCUAGGUGAGUUGACGGAGAAGAAAGAGAAAGAAGAUGAGAAAGCAAAGUCUGGAGAUGAAAAGAAGGCGGAAGACGCCAAGCCCAAUGCAGCAGAGGGUGACAAGGAAACUUCAGACGCCAAAGGAGAAAAGAAGGAUGAUGAACCUGAAAAGAUGGACACUACCCCUGUUACAGAUGACAAGAAUGGUCAGAAGGUUGAGAAGGAAUCUGGUAAGACGGAAGACGCAGUAAAACUGCAGAAUGGAGAGAGUGCCAAAGACAGUGCAGCUGCAGCACCAGGACUUGAAGAGAGGAAGAAAGCCAAAACCAGAUUCAUGUUUAACAUUGCUGAUGGAGGAUUUACAGAAUUGCACUCGCUGUGGCAGAAUGAGGAACGAGCUGCCACUGUCACCAAGAAAACCAAUGAGAUUUGGCAUCGUCGCCAUGACUACUGGCUGCUUGCUGGUAUCAUACAACACGGUUAUGCUCGCUGGCAAGACAUUCAGAAUGAUGUCAGAUACGCCAUUCUCAACGAGCCCUUCAAGGGUGAGAUCAACAGAGGAAACUUCCUGGAGAUCAAGAACAAGUUUCUAGCCAGGAGAUUCAAGUUGCUUGAGCAGGCUCUGGUGAUCGAAGAGCAGCUGCGCAGAGCUGCAUAUCUAAAUAUGACUGAAGACCCUUCUCAUCCCUCCAUGGCUCUCAACACACGCUUCAGUGAAGUGGAGUGUCUGGCCGAAUCCCACCAGCACCUGAGCAAAGAGUCCAUGUCUGGAAACAAACCUGCCAACGCUGUCCUGCAUAAAGUACUGAAACAGUUGGAGGAGUUGCUAAGUGACAUGAAAGCAGAUGUUACUCGUCUCCCGGCAACCAUUGCCAGGAUACCGCCUGUCGCUGUGAGGCUGCAGAUGUCUGAGAGAAACAUUCUCAGCCGCUUGGCCAGCAGAGGACCAGAAACACAGUCUCAGCAGGUACAGCAAUAGCCUGUAGAAGUCACGAGUCCUCAGAGCACCACACACCAUGUCUACAUUCCUCAUUGCACAUGAUCUCGUCUUGGCUUGAAUCCACACUCUUGUACUGUCCGCUCAAACCUGGAGGCUGUGGAUAUUUGAGCUGUUGUUGUUUUUUUUCUAAUUAAUAUUGUUUACAUAAUAUUGUUGAUGAUGGUUUUUGGGACCUAAAUAAAAUGUAAUAAAGGUUUCUGUUCCUUUUAACAAUGUUA
Myxocyprinus asiaticus (Chinese sucker) is the source of this 6385-nucleotide messenger RNA. RefSeq names its product chromodomain-helicase-DNA-binding protein 4-like. Bases 309 to 6146 code for a protein of 1945 amino acids. NCBI's taxonomy places the organism in Eukaryota, Metazoa, Chordata, Actinopteri, Cypriniformes, Catostomidae. Gene Ontology annotation, molecular function: DNA binding; histone binding; ATP hydrolysis activity. The record is from RefSeq and is a predicted model, not a curated record. The transcript is spliced from 41 exons. Gene Ontology annotation, biological process: negative regulation of transcription by RNA polymerase II; chromatin remodeling. Gene Ontology annotation, cellular component: NuRD complex; chromatin; nucleus.